This is a messenger RNA of Pochonia chlamydosporia 170, 1233 nucleotides long. RefSeq names its product mitochondrial-processing peptidase subunit alpha protein. The transcript has 4 exons. NCBI's taxonomy places the organism in Eukaryota, Fungi, Ascomycota, Sordariomycetes, Hypocreales, Clavicipitaceae. The record is from RefSeq and is a predicted model, not a curated record. Bases 1 to 1233 code for a protein of 410 amino acids.
AUGCCGCUCAAUUUCCCCCUCGUGAGGCGGUGGCUCGUCGGAGCUGGCAUCGUAUUUGUGUCGCUCCUUCUUUUUCGAGAGCAAUUAUUCGAUGCGACGGGGCUGCGAGCCCGUCACCACAAACACCUCGACCACGAUGGCUUUGCCUCGCAUCGCCAGAUGUUGUCCGUUGUUCGGGAGUGGCAGAAGAAAGAGGGAAUAAGAAAGAUUGUUGGACUGGUUUUUUAUGAGAAGCGCCAGGAGGCGUCGAUACUGGACUGCUACCUCAAGCGCAACCUUGCUAAGAACGGCGGCGUCCUCGAUGAAGUUAUUUGGGUGCAUCAAACGAGUGAUGCGAAAGAUUUGGCAUUUUUGGAUAUAUUGAUUCAAUCCGAGGUGCAGUACUCACGGUCGCCGGAGCGUGACGAUGGGGGCGAUGGUGGGACGAGCAACAGCGCUUACGAUCACAUUGAGGACGAUUCAUUAUACAUAAAACUCGAUUCUGGUAUUGUUUACAUUGAAGAUGGGACCAUCCUGUCCAUGGCGCACACUCGAGCCAAGCGAUCAGAUUUCUACCUCGUUUCCGCGAACGUCGUCAACCAGCCACUCAGUAGCUGGCUUCAUUUGAGUCUCGGGGCUGUGAAGCCUUAUCUGCCUGACAACGGGACGUAUACCAUGCCUGAGGGGAAAGUGAACUGGCGCACGUCUCGACUACCUUCGUGGAAGGGGUCUCCUGAAUUUGACGUCGACAAAUGGAUUCUCCCUAAAAAUCGGCAACAUAGAUGGCUACCAGUCACCGGCAAGAAGGACCACAUCCUUCACAAUACUCCAAUUGUCCACACCGUUUAUGACGCCUACAAAGACCAGGGAAAGUGGAAAUGGAUGGCCGCCGCACAACAGCACUACAGUCUGCUGGAAAAUUUGGAGAAGGGCGAGCUCUCGAGGUACAAGUUUCACCUGUGGAACUAUCAAGAGCUAGGAAUGGGCACGCAGUUCAUAGCCAUGACGGGGAAGGACAUCAAUGCUGCCAAACCGAUUGACGUGGCAGACGACCGGCAAUUGGCAGUGGCGAUGCCACGAAAAAUAGGUCGACCUGCGGUGGCUGAUGGAAGAGGUGUUGCUGCGUAUUACAGCUCUAAAGACCAAACCGAGGGGCUGAAGCAGACGGAUAUUUUGGAACGGUAUCGAUCUUUUGCCCAGGAACACAUCUGCAAACGGCGAAUUUUAUGGACUCCGGGUACCGAUGAUUCCUAG